UUUUACCCUUUAAUGAAUGUCAUUUUUGUGGCUUUCUCCUUCUAUUGUCAUUUUUGAGACAUAAACUUCAAAAUGUGUUAUUAUUGACAAUUGCCCUACAAAAAAUGGAAAACAGAAAUAAAGAAAAUGAAUUAAUCAAAAAUAAGUUUAGCUAACUCUUUAUCUUUUCCGCUUAAUGUACCUUUUAAUAGGACGUGUAUAUCAUAAAUUCAUCAUAAUAUUAAGGAAAAGGUCGACAGCAACCAAGCGUGAAAAAAUUAGGGUUUUGAGAGUCUUCUUCACGUAAGAUGAAGAAACAAUCGACAUUAGGUUCUUCUUUACCCAGCGAUCUAACCUCAGAGAUUCUCUUUCGGUUGCCUGCCAAAUCCGUUGGGAGGUUUCGUUGCGUGUCAAAGCUUUGGUUAUCAACCACCACUGAUCCAUGCUUCAUCAAGUCGUUUGGAACUACACGGCCAAGUCUUCUACUCUGUUCAAUAAAAGGUCACAAUGUGUUUGUGAAUUCGAUCAGGUCUGACUCUUCUUCUCAGCCUAUUCAUCCUUAUCCUACAAAAGUUCCUGGAAAACAUUGUUAUUUCUCCCAUAUGGAUUCUGUGCACGGCUUGAUCUGCAUUGAAGAUGUAGACACCCGGAAACCCCUAGUUUGGAACCCUACCAUGGGACGAUUGUUAGUUUUACCCAAACCUAAAAUGAGCUCCAAACACAUGAAGGUGUUUUUAGGAUACGAUUCAGUCCAAGGUAAACACAAAGUAGUUUGCCUUCCCAAAAAAAAAACAUGCUACGUCUGCCGAGUUUUUACCUGGCAAGAAUCAUGGAGGACCGUCGAAACUAACUUUGAGCAUAGUGUUCAAGAUUUUGCUUCUGGUCGAUGCAUCAAGGGGGUGAUAUAUUAUCUAGCAUGUAAUCGUCCAGGGUAUGAUACGGUUGUAAUGAGCUUUGAUGUGAGAUCUGAAAUAUUCCAUAUGAUAAAACUACCCACACGCAUUCGUUGGGAUAUGCUGAUAUCUUGGGAUUUGCUGAUAUCUUACGAGGGGAGAUUAGCUUGUAUUGAUGAAGAUAAUGAUAAAAGAUUGUGGAGUUUGGAGGAUGCAACAGAUAAACACAAGUGGUCGUUUCAAGACUUUCUCUCACCUUUAAAUAAGCUUUUCGAAGUACAAGGUUCCACUCAUGCUGGUUGUUUCAAGGCUUUCCCGAAUCACAUUGAAAGUCUUAUGCCUUUGUAA
Brassica napus (rape) is the source of this 1220-nucleotide messenger RNA. RefSeq names its product putative F-box protein At1g47790. The coding region runs from base 288 to 1220 and encodes 310 amino acids. The record is from RefSeq and is a predicted model, not a curated record. The transcript has a single exon. Gene Ontology annotation, molecular function: protein binding. NCBI's taxonomy places the organism in Eukaryota, Viridiplantae, Streptophyta, Magnoliopsida, Brassicales, Brassicaceae.